AUGACAGUCACAAGUACUGUUAGUCCGGUGUUGAAGAUCGGUCUUCAAUUACUUGUGUCUUACUUUUUCGGCGGUUAUGCGAUUCGUUUUGUAUAUCAAUCCGGAGAUUACAAUAAUACCUUGCGACAAUUUCCUAUCAAGGUACAAUUUCCCUUGAAAGCUCAACAAUCGCCUAUUUUUGAGCUACUGGCCGUAACUCAAUUUCUACUUAUGUUGUUCAAUUCAUACAUGCUCUUUGUUAUAAAUGCAUUAAUUUCUACUCUAGUGCUUCACAUAAGUGGACAAAUCGAUAUACUGUGUCAAGAAUUCAAAAUUAUUUCUGCAAAAACUCUUCGUUAUAAAACUUCCACAUCUAUGUUAGAUAUAUUGAUUGAGAGGCACAACAGAGUUUUCUGGUUUUCUGACAACAUUGAAAACCUUUUCUCCUUUAUUGCUUUAAUGCAAGUCGUUUGGAACACUUUAGUCAUUUGCGGUCUGGUAUUUAUUAUCAUAAUUUCGUUUCAUAUUGAGACCGGUGUCAGCGUAAUAAUAAAAUCCGUUUUUUCUUAUCUUGCUGUCAUAGUGGAAAUUUUUAUUUUAUGCUUUGCUGGAGAAUAUCUUAAUCUUAAGAGUAAAUCAAUUGCUGAUGCAGCAUAUGGGUCAUUUUGGUAUGAUUUAUCGUCAAAUAACAAAAAGAUUAUACCAUUUAUAAUACUGAGAUCUCAAAAGCAACUUGUAAUUACGGCAGGAAAAAUUACAAAUUUAUCUUUGGAAACUUUUACGAGUAUAAUGAAAGCAUCAGCAUCAUAUGUAUCUGUCUUACACGCGAUGUAUUGACAUUAUUAACGGAU
Acromyrmex echinatior (Panamanian leafcutter ant) is the source of this 830-nucleotide messenger RNA. RefSeq names its product odorant receptor 4-like. Gene Ontology annotation, cellular component: plasma membrane. Gene Ontology annotation, molecular function: olfactory receptor activity; odorant binding. The record is from RefSeq and is a predicted model, not a curated record. Lineage: Eukaryota; Metazoa; Arthropoda; Insecta; Hymenoptera; Formicidae. Gene Ontology annotation, biological process: sensory perception of smell; detection of chemical stimulus involved in sensory perception of smell.